GGGGAAGGAGGAUUCCCAGUACUGGGACAGAAACACCCAGAUAGCACGUGGCGAUGAGGAGGACUUCAGAGUCGGCCUGGAGAAUCUGAGGAAUCGCUACAAUCAGAGUGAAGGCCUUCACACGUUGCAGUGGAUGUGUGGCUGUGAACUCCAUGCAAACAGGAGCAAAGGAGGGUUUAUGCAGUUUGGCUAUGAAGGGAAGACUUUCAUCAUGUUCGACAAGGAUACCCUCACUUGGGUGGCUCCCGUCCCCCAGGCCCAGAUCAGCAAGAGGAAAUUGGAUGCUAUUCCAGGAUAUAACCAGAGAAAGAAAGCCUACCUGGAGGAAACCUGCAUUGAGUGGCUGGAGAAGUACCUGUCCUAUGGGAAAGAGACGCUGCUGAGGGCAGAGCCCCCAGAGGCGACGCUGGAGAGAGGCAAGACAGAGGUGGAGGAUGGGAUGGAGAUGCACAUCUGCCGCCUGGAUGGCUUCUACCCCAGGGAGAUCGAUGCCUUCUGGACGAGGGACGGGGAGGUCUGGGAGGAGGAGACCUUCCAUAAGUCUGUGGCCCCCAACGCGGAUGGGACCUACCACUACUGGCUCAGCAUCUGGAUCGACCCCAAAGAGAGGAGCCGCUAUCGGUGCCAUGUGGAGCACGACGGCCUGCCGGAGCCUCUGGACCUGGCCCUGAAAGAACCAACCAAUUCAAAAUCCAACCUGGGGAUCAUCAUCAGCUGCGUUGUGGCUGCUCUUGUCCUGGUGGGUGUGAUUGCUGGGAUCCUGGUAUUCUUCAAGAGACGCCAGGGUGGCUACAAAGCAACGCCAACAAGUGACAAAGGAUCCAACAGUUCAGACCAGGGGAGCAACCAGGCCGCUUAGCAGCCCCCUUGCAGGUGAGUGGACUGGUGGGGGCCACAUGGGGUGAGAGGGAGGGAGGGAGGGAGGGGAGGGCUUUGGGGUCCAAGG
Notechis scutatus (mainland tiger snake) is the source of this 946-nucleotide messenger RNA. NCBI's taxonomy places the organism in Eukaryota, Metazoa, Chordata, Lepidosauria, Squamata, Elapidae. The record is from RefSeq and is a predicted model, not a curated record.